Messenger RNA from Babesia sp. Xinjiang, 1707 nucleotides. Its product is annotated as Cyclin-dependent kinase 2. NCBI's taxonomy places the organism in Eukaryota, Apicomplexa, Aconoidasida, Piroplasmida, Babesiidae. Gene Ontology annotation, cellular component: cyclin-dependent protein kinase holoenzyme complex; nucleus; cytoplasm. Gene Ontology annotation, molecular function: cyclin-dependent protein serine/threonine kinase activity; cyclin binding; ATP binding. Bases 1 to 1707 code for a protein of 568 amino acids. The record is from RefSeq and is a predicted model, not a curated record. The transcript has a single exon. Gene Ontology annotation, biological process: protein phosphorylation; G1/S transition of mitotic cell cycle; regulation of gene expression.
AUGGGCCGGAGUUACGCGUGCGCGGAAAUAUCAAGAGACCACACCAGUACGCAGAAGUUUUUCAUGGAAGGGUGCCACUGGCCAGGCGAGGAGCGAUCUCCUAUCCGCUACGGUUUUGACUGGUGUUCUGAUGGGCACUGCGAAACUUCUUUCAAUGGCUCCAAUCACGCACCUCCUGCGUUAUUUCGCACAUCUUGCUUGUACCCUCACGAUGCCGGGGUUGCUUACCCGGAAAAUUCGUCCGACACAUGUCCUAUACAGGAUACAUCGAAGCGACAUUCAGACGGAGUAUUAGUUGAGGAUCGCCAAGGUAAGCGCGUUCGAGUGGUUUCCAAAGGUAAACUACAAGUUUCGGAAAAAGCGCUACGACGUUUUGUUUACCCACAUCACAACUGGCCUAUCUCCUCUGUAACAUGUCCCUGCGGCGUGGUCGGCGGGUACCCAAAGGUGCCAAUAUACUGUGGCACAGGGAACCAUGGACAUUAUCCCCUGAUGAGUCGUGUUGCCGAGAAAGCUUUUCCCUAUCCUCAGCUGAAAGGUGCGAACACCUGCCGAGUGCCAACAGCCUUCUCCGAUGCUUCGGGUUGUGCUCGUUUCUCCAACAUCCAUGGCAGUGGCAAGGAGAGCGUGGUUGUGUACCUCAACACCGAUCAAGAGAUUGUGGAUGUUCAUGGUUGGCGUUAUGUGGACACCUUGGGUGAAGGGUCUUAUGGGAAGGUGUACUUUGUUCGUAACGAGUUUACCGGUGAGGAGUCGGCUUUCAAGCGUAUGCUGCUGCAGAAGACCGGUGGCAUACCCCCAGCUAUACUGAGGGAGAUUCAUUCACUGAAGAUUCUAGACCAUGAGAAUGUGAUAAAGCUUAAUAAGGUGUACAUCGGCGACUGCCGGGUCUAUCUAAGCUUUCCCCGCAUCGUUGGUGGCAACUUGCGUCAGUUCUUGGAGAAACACUAUCCGAACGGCAUGCCCCCUGAGGAGGUUAAAGCGAUUACUAAACAAUUAAUAGAGGGGAUCGCACACAUUCAUUCGAAGCGUAUAAUCCACCGAGACAUCAAACCAGAGAACAUCCUAGUUCAAACUGAUACGCCACCUUUGAAUGCUGAUUCGCAAGACACGCCUAAAAAUGACGUCACCCCUGCGGAUCCCAGUAAUGGGUCUCAAGGUGAUGCAGGAUCAUCGCAGUGCGGCGGUUCAGGCGGUCACCCAACCAUCAAAAGUGUGAUGAUCACGGAUUUUGGCCUCUCCAGAACCCACAAGUCAGUUGAUCAGCCGUUGUUCCACAACGACGAUACAAAACUUAUGAACAGCCCUAUGUCCCCGGAAGUGGUUACGCUUUGCUACCGCCCACCUGAGCUUUUGCUUGGUGACUUCCACUAUUCGUUUGCGGUUGACAUCUGGUCUUUGGGUUGCGUCUUAUUUGAAUUGAUAACUGGCAAGCCUAUCUUCGAGGAGCGAACGGAGUUUGCUUUGCUCAUCGCGAUGUUUAAGAGGUUUGGCACCCCUACGGAGGAGGACUGGCCUGAUCUGACAUCUUUGCCUUUUAUGAAUCCGGUACUACCGAACAUGAGGUCAAAUAUGUCGCUUUCUGAGUGUGUUGGCAAGGUCGAUGGAGAAUGCAUGGAUUUGCUUGAGCGUAUGCUCUCUUUGAGUCCGCAAAAGCGCAUUGCAGCUCGUGAUGCUCUGCAACAUCCGUGGAUAGCAAAAUGCUGA